AUGAAAGUCGCUGUGUUGAGUGUAACUUGUUCUUGUUGUCGUCGUUAUUCUCGCCCCGCACAGGGUCUUGUUAAUUUUCCAGCCAUGAAGCUGUUGACCUCGCUCUGCCUGCUGUCUCUCUGUGCCUGGCUCGCGGUCACUGGCAAACCCACCUCGGAGAAGAAAGACCGGGUUCAUCACGCCAAGGACCUGGAGGAGAGACACCCCGAGGAAACGGAGGGAUUUCAGUACGACCACGAAGCCUUCCUGGGCAAAGAGACGGCCGAAACCUUCGAUACGUUGUCCACAGAGGAGAGCAAAAAGAGGCUGGGGAAGAUCGUGGACCGGAUCGACAAGAACAAGGACGGGUUUGUGACCCACGAGGAGCUGGUGGAGUGGAUCAAGCGGACGCAGAACCGUUUCAUUGACGAGAACGUGAAGAAGCACUGGAAGGAAUACGACCUGAACAAAGACGACAAAGUGUCGUGGGAGGAAUACAAGAACACCACGUACGGUUACUAUAAGGAGAACGAGGAGUUCAACGACGUGGACGACAAGGCCAGCUACGUAAAGAUGCAGUCCCGUGACGAGCGCAGGUUCAAGAUGGCGGACAAGGACGGCGAUCUGAUCGCUACCCGGGAGGAGUUCACCGCUUUCCUGCACCCGGAGGAGUUUGACUACAUGAAGGACGUCAUUGUUACGGAAACCAUGGAGGACAUCGAUAGGAAUGGCGAUGGUUUUGUGGAUAUGGAUGAAUUUAUCUACGACAUGUACAAUCCCGAGGCUGAGGAGCCGGAGCCGGAAUGGGUGAAGACGGAACGCCAGCAAUUCCGGGAGAUCCGGGAUACGAAUAAGGACGGGAAGCUGGACAGGCAGGAGGUCACGCAGUGGAUCCUCCCGGGGGAAUACGAUCACGCGGAGUCAGAAUCUCGACAUCUAAUCUACGAGUCGGACAUGAACAAGGACGGGCAGCUCAAUAAAGAGGAAUUCUUGGAGAAUUACACCAAGUUUGCGAGCAGCUCACUGACCGAUUUCGGAGAACUGAUGGUCGCGCACGACGAGUUUUAGCACACGUGCUCGCUCACUCGCUGGGUUCCCACCUCCCCACGCCCUGCUCGCACUGCCGGCAAUAACCCCCACCUACCUCUCCCCCCUCCACCCCAUCACACCGGCCCCCGAAGUAGGCAAGUUAGACUUUUGAUUCCCUCCGCUGAUGCUCACUGUUAAUGCUCUUGCGUCAUAUCGGGGCAAGUUGUGGAAAGGUCCCUACUUUCAAGGGCAAAGGAGCUGGACAACUCUUUUGUGUGCGGGAGGGAGGGAAUUGGUAGAUAAUUUUUCCAGUGCAACCCCUCAGUGUUUUACAAUGCCUCCGUAAAGCAAGAGGGUUAGAGAGAGAGCAAGAGAGAGACAUCUCUCUCACUCACUCAGCUGUCGCUAUCUGUCAGGCAAUCCAGAGCAGGAUUAAAUGUGCAAUAGUCAGGCUUGCAUUCAACCCAGGUGCCUUUUUGCGUUCACACACACGAUCUCUAUCUGGAUUCAAUAUCAGGGACGGUGAUGGCAGUGAACGAACAAGGGGAUGCAAAGGGAAAGGGAAGCAUAGUGCUCUUACCUCAAGAAUCAGCCCAGAAGGAUUGCAAAGGCCUCCGAGCCCACAAUGUAGAGGGAGCUUUACUCUGUCUCUCACCUGGACCUGGGAGUGUGAACGCAUGGUGGUAGAUUGAGCUUUGCUCUGCCUCUAACCCACGCUGCAGUUGAACUGAGAGUGUGGUUGAGAACGUUGGGGCUAUAAGUGAAACAAAAGAGUUCUAUCAUGCGUAUGUAUUCCCCCUGUUCAUUGCUGCUGGGUUGAAUUCUGUUGCUAAACUGCGUACCUUGUGAAACGGAUAGAAGAGUCUGUGGGUCUGUGACCACUUAUUGCCCAUAAGCUCAGUCUUUGUGCCUGCAACAAUCAAGCUCAUUUGAUAAUAAAAAAAAACUUUGUAUUAAAAGGAUAAA
Callorhinchus milii (elephant shark) is the source of this 1974-nucleotide messenger RNA. It is a transcript of the gene rcn3, whose product is annotated as reticulocalbin 3, EF-hand calcium binding domain. The transcript has 6 exons. Gene Ontology annotation, cellular component: endoplasmic reticulum. The coding region runs from base 1 to 1047 and encodes 348 amino acids. Gene Ontology annotation, molecular function: calcium ion binding. The record is from RefSeq and is a predicted model, not a curated record. NCBI's taxonomy places the organism in Eukaryota, Metazoa, Chordata, Chondrichthyes, Chimaeriformes, Callorhinchidae.